GCGGUUGCGGCGUCUGCGGCGCCGGAGGCCUGAGGAGGCGUAGUCGCCUCAGGCUUCGCCAGGGGAGCGCCUCGGGGCUGGAUGCGACCUGCUCCUGCCUGGAAAAUCUCAAGCCCCCAGGUUUUCAGUGCGCGCCUGAGGUGGCAGUUUAUAUAAAGAAAGCACUGGAACCUGUGGCCACACCGUUCAAGAAUUUAAAAAUUUAGAAAAUGGAACCACCAUGUAUGUUAUGUGAAGAACAAGAGCCAGAACCACAGAAAAGCAUAGAGGAAACCAAACAAGUAGACGAUGAAGAUGCUGAACUGAUCUUUGUUGGAGUGGAACAUGUAAAUGAAGAUGCUGAGCUGAUCUUUGUUGGGAUGACCUCAAAUUCAAAACCAGUCGUUUCAAACAUAUUGAACAGAGUUACCCCAGGUUCGUGUUCAAGGAGAAAACAGUCUGGUCACUUCAGAAAAGAUAAUGCUCACAAAUUGCGGCCUGUAAGUCAUGUGAUGCCUACAUCAGAAGCAAUGACUGUCUUACCAGUUUCUGACUCUGAAUCAAGAUCAACAGAUAGUCCUAUUAUUAUUGAGCCUUUGUCUAAACCUGAUUAUAAAAAUAAUUCACCACAAGUCGUGCCUAUUAGCUCUUCAGAGUUAUGUUCUCCUCCUUUGAUUACCUUCACAAGUUCAUUGCAGCAUCCAGUAGGAGCAGCACUUUCUACAGGAGGUAUGAAUAAAAGUCCUCGUGUAACAAAACGACUUUCCACUUCUGAAACAAAUAGCACAAAUCCCCAAAGGCCUAAACUCAGUAAUGGAAUCAUAGGGGGACACUCUUUAGCUCUGGCCCCUUCAGGUAUCUUUCAUACAAUGACAGCUCAGCAAAGCACACCCUCAGACAGUGUUCAUACCUCAUUAAGCCAUGUUCAUAAUGGAGGACCUUGUCCAACAGCUUUUCCAAAGGACAGUGUUCAAUGCAAGCCUAUAAGUCCUUUUGGGGAAAAUGGACUGGCAAAAACAGACUUUUCGAGUCUAGCAAGUCAAAACAAGACUGUUGAUCCCACGAAAGGAAAUCUGAUCGUGUUACUUCGUGACUUUUACUAUGGACAGCAUGCAGGAGAUGGGAAGCCAGAACAGAAGACUCACACAGCCUUUAAAUGCCUCAGCUGCUUGAAAGUUCUAAAAAAUGUCAAGUUUAUGAAUCACAUGAAGCACCAUUUGGAACUUGAAAGGCAGAGGGGUGACAGCUGGAAAAACCAUACUACCUGCCAGCACUGCCACCGCCAGUUUCCCACUCCCUUCCAGCUGCAAUGUCACAUUGAAAGUGUCCAUACUUUCCAGGAGCCCUCUGCAGUCUGUAAAAUCUGUGAGUUGUCUUUUGAAACAGAUCAGGUUCUCUUACAGCACAUGAAGGACAAUCAUAAGCCUGGCGAAAUGCCCUAUGUGUGCCAGGUCUGCAAUUACAGAUCGUCAGCCUUUGCUGAUGUAGAAACACAUUUCAGAACAUACCACGAAAACACUAAGAAUUUGCUUUGCCCAUUUUGUCUCAAAAUUUUCAAAACUGCAACACCAUACAUGUGUCAUUAUAGAGGACACUGGGAAAAGACUGUUCACCAGUGUUCCAAAUGCCGGUUACAGUUUUUAACUUUCAAGGAGAAAAUGGAGCACAAGACCCAGCGUCAUCAAAUGUUUAAGAAGCCUAAGCAACUAGAAGGAUUGCCUCCUGAAACAAAAGUUGUUAUCCAGGUGUCACUAGGACCUCUUGAACCAGGAUCAGUGGAAUUAGCAUCCAUUACUGUGAACACAUCUGAUUCUGAACCUUCACCCCCCAGGUCUAAAAGUAGAAUUUCAAAAAAAACCCAUUAAUUCUACUUUCAGUAAAUCUGAAGCAAAUACUUCAUUCAAAGUUAAAAACCCCACUAAAAACAAAAAUCCAAAUCAUAACAUUAUUCAAUAACAUCAAAUAUAGUGAAACCAAUGGAUCAUUUAUGAGGUUUUUCUAAAAACUCAUGAAGUACAAUAUUGUUUGAUCUGAAUUUUGAGAUAUUAUUUAAAAAUAUAUUACCUGAUUUUCAUAUAACUAUCUGGCUUAACACAUAAAAGGGGUGUGUGUGUGUGUGUGUGUGAAUGGGGGUGGGAAGAGAGAGAAAGAGAAAAGUGAAAACCUAUAUUAUUUUGGUAUUUCGUGUUAUUUGUAAGUUUGAAAGCUCUGCUAUACAUAUAAUCUGUAGAAUUUUUUUAACAACUUAAUUUUAUUUUCAACUUUUUCCAUGCCUUGAAGAUUUCAAUAUUAACUAUAGCCAGACUGAAAUGGCUUUGUUAUGGCAUGGUCCCGUUUGCUGCUGAACUCUCAGAAGUGCCUCUGUUGUGCUGAUCUAAAACAACCUGGCUCUGAAAGCCUUGGUGUGGAGAAGUUGACGGAGACCCUGUGGUGUGAAUGGGGACCAGAAACAGGGAAUUCAGUCAGUUGAGAGCAGUGGCUCCUUGUCCCAGUUGAGGAAGGGGCACACAUUCACUCCAGGCUUGGAGCCAAGGCAGAAGGAACACUGUCUCAGACUGUCUUUACCUAGCCCAAGGACAUCCAAGGAAGCCAAACGAUUAAAAUAAAAUGCCUGUGUUUGGUGAGGGGCCCCUGCAGGCAUCAAGCAGUACUGUGUAUUGUCGGCUUCAGAUGGGGAAGUAGAGAUAAUUAAUAGAAUGGGACCUGGUGCCAGGGGACCUCCUUUUGACUGAUCAAAAGGGGAAUUUGAUUUGUUCUCUCACCUCUCCCAUCUGGCUGGCCUUUAGUCAGAAUGGACUAGCCAUAUCUCUCUCAGUCACAGCAGUAAAGCAAGUUAAGGUUCCCAAGGAAAAAAAUCCCUGACAUCCAUAGUUUGAUCUGUACUGGACCCAUAGUUUUAACUGAAAAGGGCCAAACACAUGGAAUCUGUCCAGUUUAUGAAUUGGGCUAAGUUUAGUUCUCUUACCCUUAAGCUGGAAUGGGGUUGUCCAAGAAAAGUAGGAAUAGUGGAUAAAAAUAGUUAAGAGUGAUUAAACUCAUUAUAGGACUUUUCCUAACACAUUUCCAAUUACAUGUAUCUUACCCUACUUGAACAUGUGAAGUUUGCAAUUUUGUAUCUUGCCUUGGACAUGAAUGUAUUACAGUUAACAGUUAAUUCUUUGUGUGUAUAAUUUCCCAUUUUUUCAAACUAAUACUGGUUUGGGUCUUACUUGACGCACUCCAAUGUGCCAGAAAUGUCUCAUUUAUUUCAGUAAUUAUCAGGUUAUAGGGUUAUUAUCCUUCAUUUGAUCUAUCAACUGUCUAAUCUGUGAAUAUACUUGCCGGAACCUUUUUCCUUGCCAUCUCCAAGGGCUCUUUCACAGAACUGGGGUACCCUCUAAGUAUUGGUUCCUGAACAUCAGCAGCCUUGGUUGCCUCUGUGGGCUCCUGGAGUUGAGUCUCCCUAGGCAUGUUUUAGUGCCAUCCCUUCUCGCUCCAUCUCCAGCCCAGGUACCUAGCAGGCUCUGUGCACCACUCAAGGAAUCUGGGAUCCUGGCUGUAGACCUGUGCCAGGAGAAAUCUCUCCCUUUUUCUGUUGCUUUCUCCUCUUUAAAGGUACUUUAUCUCUCCCCACUCCUUUUUCCCUCUCCUCAAUCUAGUUAAAUUUUCUAAGCUUUCACAAAACGCUGGAAAGGUAUAAUCAUCAAGGGGUUAGCAUCCCUCUUAGAAUUGAGGAGGAAGGACUACAGAUAACAAAGUUGUUGUGAGUAUAUCAUCCAUAUUUUAGAUAAUUUCCUGAGUGUAGAUUCUGUUGUAUUUAUUUGCUCAAUGCUUGAUUGCUUGAUUUGCACUUUGAAUAUUUUACUAGGCCUUUCCAGUUAGUUUGCUUGGGCCAAAGCACUUUGGUAAAAUUUCAGCUUGAACCCCUUUCUUUAGGUGUAGAAAGAGUGUGUGUGUGUGUGUGUGUGUGUGUGUGUUCUGAUCUCAGGUGGAAACUUCUAUAUAUAAAUAGAUGUGCAGACUUUUGCAUACUUAUCUCCCUUAUUCUGUUUCUAUGGUAAAAAUAUGAAGUGUUUUAGUUCUUUUUGUUUGUGGUUGCUUAGUGUUAUCAACCCUGUUACUGUUGUUUGCUCUGAAGUAUGCUCCUAAGGAGCACAAGUUGUUAUUUAUUGCCAACUAAAGUUCCAGUGAUAUGGCCCCUGACUACCUCCUCUCUUCCAUUCUCUGUCGUGCUACUCUGCCAUUUUCCCCACUGGUGCACUAUUUUUGACACACUGGCCUUGCUUUUCCUCAAGCAAAUUCCAUUUCUUCCCAAUCCAAAGACUUUGUAACUGCUGUUCUCCCUUGGAAUGCUCUUCCCCUAGGCCUGCAUGGCUUGCUACCUCGUUUAAUUGUUUGACACUUCCUUUGGUAUAUUGAGCUUCACCAGUGUUGUUAAAAUCACACAGUGAAAUCUCCAACCCACCCCCCUUUUUUUCCUCCUCCUAAAUGCACUUUAAGUCUCCACACUCUUCUUCCCUAUCAGUCUAAAUUUCCUAGGUUUUCACAAAAAGUUGGGAAGAGAUAAUUAUCAAGGGCUUUGCUUCUCUCUUAGAAUUGAGUUUGCUUGAGUCAGUUUCUGUGCCUGCAAAUAGAAGACAAUAGUGAGUUGAGUUCUUUCAAGAGCUUUCUCUGUUUUUCUAUUGAUACCUCUAUAUUUUUUUAAGGCA
Molecule: messenger RNA, 4667 nt
Organism: Mesoplodon densirostris (Blainville's beaked whale)
Lineage: Eukaryota; Metazoa; Chordata; Mammalia; Artiodactyla; Ziphiidae
Gene: ZNF280B
Product: zinc finger protein 280B
Exons: 3
Coding region: 210-1844 (544 amino acids)
Biological process (GO): regulation of DNA-templated transcription
Molecular function (GO): RNA polymerase II cis-regulatory region sequence-specific DNA binding; DNA-binding transcription factor activity, RNA polymerase II-specific
Source: RefSeq, a predicted model, not a curated record